Molecule: messenger RNA, 348 nt
Organism: Dovyalis caffra
Lineage: Eukaryota; Viridiplantae; Streptophyta; Magnoliopsida; Malpighiales; Salicaceae
Source: the annotation of a GenBank genome assembly
AUGGGGAAACAGUGCAGGUGGGCGAUAAUCCACAGUUCCUUGAGUCUCUGUGAACAAGAAUAUGGAAAAAAUGCUUUUGAUUUAAAGUUGAGUGCAUGUUUGAUCGAGUUCUGGUGCAAUGAACCAUUCAAGGUGGGAGGAUCAUCUGACUCAAAAAGAUAUGUCAAAUCAGCAGUUUUUGACUUUAUUAAAUGGAUGAGUGGAGUAGAGAAUAGUGUUAUCCCAUUUGAUGGAAGCGAUUCUUGGUACUUGAUGAAGGAACAUGCUAACUCGUUGCCUGCUCCAAAGAGGUUAAGGCGAAUAAGGGCAUUUCAAAAUGGGGAAAGUAGUACAAUAGGAAAAAGGUAG